GGGACCCUCUGAUACUGUUUGCGAACCACAAAGAUGUUCAGAUCGUCGAUGUUGCCAAUACAAGAUCUAAUGCGACCAUCAUCAUCUCCGAUCUGGAAGAUGCUGCAGCUGUAGAUUUCAUUUUUGAUGAGGGCAUCAUCUACUGGUCCGAUGUAACCACAGAAGACAUCAAGCGAGUCUUUCUUAAUGACACAAGGCAUCCACAGUCGGUCAUUUCAACAGGCUUGGUGUCACCAGAAGGGCUUGCCUGUGAUUGGCUGGGACGGAAACUGUACUGGGUCGAUUCUGAAACCAACCGCAUUGAAGUUAGUAACUUGGAUGGAGGGUACAGGAAAGUGUUGUACUGGCACAAGUUGGAUCAGCCCAGGGCUAUUGUACUCGAUCCUGGACGAGGAUAUAUGUUUUGGACUGACUGGGGCGAGAGUCCAAAGAUUGAGAAGGCUGGCAUGGAUGGCACUGAAGAAACACGAUCUGUUAUUGUAGAAGACAAUAUCCAUUGGCCAAAUGGACUGACUCUUGACUACGAGGAGCAAAAAUUAUAUUGGGCUGAUGCAAAGCUUAAUUUGAUCCAUGGUUGUGAUUUUGAUGGCAAGAACCGUCGUGCCGUUUUGGAAGGGUCCUUGUCUCAUCCAUUUGCUUUGACUCUAUAUGGAGACAUUCUCUACUGGUCAGACUGGCACACACAUUCAAUUCAUGGGUGCAGCAAAGUCAGUGGAGCAGAAUGCUUUCUUGUCCUUGACAAGGUCUAUGCUCCUAUGGAUAUACAUGCAUAUAUGAGCAGUAGACAGCCAAAAGGUCGUAAUUUGUGCAGUAACAACAAUGGAGGUUGUUCUCACUUGUGCCUUAUGUCACCCAUCCCGCCUUACUUCAAGUGUGCCUGCCCGACAGGGGUGCAGCUUUUAAGCAAUAACAAGACAUGUGCUAAUGGAGCCGGGAAGUUACUGUUCCUGGCCAGACGGCAGGACAUUCGCCAGAUUUCCUUGGAUACCCCAGACUACACAGAUGUGAUCAUUCAGCUGACAGAUAUUCAACAUGCGAUUGCUUUAGACUAUGACAGUACUACUGGGUUUAUUUACUGGACUGAUGGGGAGGUGAAGAAAAUACAGCGGGCACGAUUGGAUGGCUCAGAACAAGAAACCAUAGCAGACACCGAAGUUGACCAGCCGGAUGGUAUAGCUGUGGACUGGAUAGCACAGAACUUGUAUUGGACUGAUACAGGCACAGAUCGGAUUGAAGUGGCACGUUUAAAUGGGACAUCUCGAAAAGUUCUUCUAUCUGAUAGACUGGACCAGCCAAGAGCUAUAUGCAUUAGCCCCACAGAUGGGUUCAUGUACUGGACAGACUGGGGUAAAGAGCCUCUGAUAGAGCGAGCCUACUUAGACGGCACCCACAGAACUGUGAUCAUUCGCAACAACCUUGGCUGGCCUAAUGGCUUGGCUGUCGACUUUGCGGAGAAGAAAUUGUACUGGGCAGAUGCCAACACUGAUCGUAUAGAGGUGGCUGAUCUAGAUGGCGGACAUAGGAAAAUCUUGGUUGCCGAGGGGUUGCCACAUAUAUUUGGAUUUAGCUUGCUGGAUGAGUAUAUUUACUGGACAGAUUGGCAAGGAAGAUCUAUCGAAAGAGUAAACAAGUACACUGGUCAGAAUCGAACAGCUAUCAUUGACCAACUUCCAGAUUUGAUGGGGCUUAAAGCGGUGAAUAUCAACAAACCUAAUGGUACAAAUUCGUGUGCCCUAAAUAAUGGAAACUGCAGUCAUCUUUGCCUGUAUCGACCACCUCCGUUGAAGCAUGUGUGUGCCUGUCCUAUGGGCCUGGAACUGCGAGCUGAUAGUAGCACGUGUAUAGUGCCUGAAGCGUUCCUUCUGUUUUCAAGUCGAUCUGAUAUUCGCAGAGUUUCAUUGGAGACAAAUCAGAACAAUCAGGCUAUCCCAAUACAGGGCAUUCAGAAGGCAAUGGCCAUUGAUUUUGAUAUUUCAGACAGUAGAAUUUACUGGACUGAUGUAGAACUUCAGCACAUCAGCCGAGCAUAUAUGAAUGGCAGUUCUCUUCAGCAUAUCAUACAGUUUGGGCUAGACUUCCCCAAGGGCAUGGCUGUGGACUGGGUGGCUCACAAUAUCUACUGGUCAGACACUGGCAAAAAUAGAAUUGAAGUGGCCAGGCUGGACGGGUCAUCACGGAAGGUUUUGGUUUGGAGGGGUUUAAAAGAACCCAGAGCUCUAGCACUGGAUCCACCAAAUGGUUACAUGUACUGGACAGUGCAGGGAGAUGUACCUUCACUAGAGAGAGCCCUCUUAGAUGGAACUAACAGGAAAGUCCUCAUCACAAACAUUGGCCAUGCACAGGAUCUAACCAUUGAUUACCUUGAGAGGCGGUUGUUCUGGACCAAUGAGGACAAUCACAGUAUCAUGUCCUGUGACAUGCUUGGUGGUGACCUCAAACUGGUCGUCCAGGCAGAUAUCGACCAACCAAUGGGCCUGAGCCAGUAUCAGGACUUUGUGUACUGGACAGAUUUGAAACGCAGGUCUAUUGAAAGAGCUAACAAAAAUAAUGGACUGAACAGGACUGUGAUCCAGGGAGACGUUGACCAUGCUAUGGACAUCCUGGUAUUUCAUGCCUCCAGGCAGUCAGGCACUAAUGCAUGUGGACGCAACAAUGGAGGGUGUUCCCAUUUGUGUUUAGCCCACCCACUGGAUUUUCCCAACAACAGUACGCACCACUGUGCCUGCCCAACUCACUACACACUUAAUGAUGAUCAUCGUACUUGUUCAGCUCCAAAACAGUACCUGUUAAUGUCAACCAGAAAUGCAACUAUUCGAAUAGUCAUUGAGUCAGAUAAUGCUGUAGACAACCCUGAAGUUGUAUUGCCCAUCAAUGGCAUGAAAAACAUUAAAUCACUAGCCUACGAUCCAGUGGGAGAAUUCAUUUAUUGGGUCGAAGGCAGGCAGAAAAUCAUCAAAAGAGCUCAUGACAAUGGGACAAUGAUUAGCACAGUUGUGAACGAUCCUGAAAAUGCCUUUCAGCCGUAUGACAUUGCUAUCGACCCUUACGCCCGCACUUUAUACUGGACCUGUACAUCUAACAAUGUUAUCAACGUGACACGGAUUGAUGUGGCACGCUCCCCCAUUGGUGUCAUUCUGUCAUCAGCCAGCGGUUUUAAACCACGGUCAAUAGUUCUCUACCCAGAGAAAGGGAAAAUGUACUUUACCAACAUGGUGAGCUCCCCAAAAAUUGAGACAGCUCUGAUGGAUGGUUCAGAGAGAACUACUCUGUUCAAGAAUGUUCUAGUACAUCCGCAGUCUCUGACCAUUGACACUAAAGAAGACAACCUCUACUGGGCAGAUUCAAAACUCAACCGUAUUGAAAUGUCAGAUCUGAUGGGAGGAAACAGACGGGUCUUGGUAGAUGGGCAGGUUGGAAAUCCACGGGGCCUGGCUGUUUACGGCAAGUUUCUCUAUUGGCUUGCAAAGGAGCAAAAUUUUGUGGAAAGGAUACACAAGAAAACUGGCAAUAAACGUCUGUGGGUGCGGGGGCGAACCCCAGGUCUGAGCGACCUAAUAGCGGUUGAGCAUUCAUUACAAGCAGCCUGGCAUCCCUGUUACAACAACAACAGCGGAUGUUCACACAUCUGCUUCAUAACCGAGGACAAGAAAGCUCGCUGCUCCUGCCCCAUUCAUCUGGUGUUGAAAAGUGAUAAGCAGACGUGUGCUGAACCUCCCACAUGCGCUCCUGACCAGUUCAAGUGUCACAGUGGCAGCGUCCAGUGUAUUCCGAUGGUGUGGAAGUGUGAUUACUCUUCUGAGUGCGAGGAUAAUUCAGACGAAGAGAACUGUGUCAAAUGCACAAACGACCAGUUUUCUUGCUCCAAUGGGGAAUGUGUAGACAAGAAACUCAAGUGUGAUGGGCGGAAAAACUGCGUGGACGGAUCCGAUGAGGUUGAUUGUUGUACCGGGAGCAAUUGUGAGUGUGCUGACUGCGCGGGUCAGCCCGACUGUGUGGACGCUAAUGGACAGGCCUGUCCGGUGAAAACCCCGGAGAGGGGCAAGUCUCCCAAGGAUUACACCAUUGCUAUUGUGGUAGUGGUGGUCUUUUUGUUGAUUGUUGUUAUUCUGAUUUUAGUGUGUCGGCACAAGUCUAGCAGUGCUCCUGUGGAUGAAGAUGUGCUGGUGGCCAAGAAGCCAUUAAAUCCACAGGUGACAGUGAUAUGUGAGGGCUUGAGCCCGCAUGACAGUUUGUCUCAAAGCAAAUCUGAAGCAACAGGUAUUUCCAUGGGGUCCGAGUCAGAUCCGCCCUUUUACGACAGAAAUCAUGUUACUGGAGCAUCAUCCAGCAGUUCUACAGUGACUCAGUACCCUCAGGAGACGCUGAACCCGCCUCCCUCGCCAGUUACUGACAGGUCCGUGUACACAGCCCAGACUGGGGAUGUGUACGUGUCACUGAACAGUCUGUCGUCUUCGAUGCAGAGGUCGGGCAUGGGCAGUGCUGGGGGGAGAGGGGGGCGGCGGCGCAGUCAUCAUCGGCGUCACCAUCACCACCACCAUCAUCACAUUCCUCCGCCCCCAACCACACCGUGCUCCACCGACGUCUGCGAGGACAGUGAACCUUACCAUCAGACCAUCCCCCUCAACAGCUCUGCGCCAACAAACAAUAAAUACAGCGGGCGGUCCUCGCGCUCCAGAUCCUCUAGAUCAAAUGCCAAAAAAUUCAAAUACUAUUUCAAUAACUCGCUGGUGGAGUUGAACUAUGACUCAGACCCGUACCCUCCGCCGCCCACUCCACACAGUCAUUAUUUCUCUGAUGAGGUUAGCUGUCCGCCGUCACCUUCAACAGAGAGAAGCUUUUUCAACCCCUACCCGCCACCCCCAUCACCUGUGGCUACCUCUGAUUGCUGA
Messenger RNA from Candidula unifasciata, 4889 nucleotides. The record is from the annotation of a GenBank genome assembly. Lineage: Eukaryota; Metazoa; Mollusca; Gastropoda; Stylommatophora; Geomitridae.